Chara braunii is the source of this 869-nucleotide messenger RNA. Lineage: Eukaryota; Viridiplantae; Streptophyta; Charophyceae; Charales; Characeae. The record is from the annotation of a GenBank genome assembly.
ACGGAUGAAUGGGAGGAAGGAUAUAUACCURAGUUCUGCCAAUGCGGCGCAAGGAGGCAUGCCGAGUUCCUCAACGCUGCCACCAUAAAGAUGCUCCCAGAGGAAGGUACCUUGCACGUCGUCACCAAUGACACCGACAUUACAAAUAAUGGCCAGCUGCAGCUCAUGCUCAAUGCGGGUCUGAACCACAUUCCACUCAGGGCGCUCGAUGAGGAKUUUGCACUGGACGAAGUCAAGGUGGCACUGGAUAAGAUACUGACCACACGAAGAYGCGAUGAGGAGCUGUCCUUGGGGGAGGAGAGGCGAAUCAAGACGUUGGCUCGGGAGAAUGCGAAGAAGCGCGUCAAGAGCUUUCGGACGAAGCAUAUGCAUAUUACAGGCGAGCCUAUUAACAGCACGGCAGUGAGAAGCGAGAUCGACUGGCUGACAAGUCGAUAUCUGGUCUAUCCGACGGACAAGGCGCCACACACCCCCACGUUCGUGUGCAUCAACCUUAUCAGGAAACUAGCAUUGCAGAGGCUUUCGGGGUCGGACUUCAUACCGCUCCCAGAUUCACCGGAGCAGGUGGCGGCAAGGCUGGUACAAGAAGCGGCAGCCUUUACUCACGAAGGGCACGAGGCACUACCGCUCCCACACCUCAUGACCGUGUACAAGGCGCACAAGCAAUCAUUAAGGUGGAUAACGAACUCUGCAGGAUCGGUACUCUCCCCGGUGGCGGACAUUUGUGAUAGACUGUUGAAGCGCCUAGCUCCGGAUGUUCAGGCCCUCUGCACUAGCAGGGCAGAAGAGGUGCAUGCCGAGUAGGGGUUUAAACCCAUCUUCUGGUGGCCGAUCUCCUCGAUCGGGGAAUUCGUCGCCAACCUCCCGCA